GUACUUUCACUUUUGAUAGUUUUUUAUGACUGUUGUUUUGGGUUUCCCAGGGUUUAGUUGUGUUCCCUCUGUUUGGUGUAUCCCCUUAGUGUAGUAGGUCUCUGAGUCUGUGUCAUCACGUGUAUGUGUUUCCUGUUUUACUUUGAAGGUCUCUGUCUUAUGUCAGUGUGUUCCGUUUACAUUUCCCCUGCCUCAUUUGUAUACUUUGGUCUUUAAAUGUGCUAUACAAAUAAAUAUGAUGUGAUAUUACAUAGGCAAACUUAAUUAUUACAUCUGAGAACAAUGUGGAUAAACAAGUGCUCAUGGAGACUUAUUUUAUAAAUCUGGAUAAUAGUCUAGAUCAGAUCUCACUGACAGACUGGACAUUAUGGAACCCUUAAUGUGAUGCCAUCUUCCCUCCUUCAUCUGCAGAUUAAAACUAAACAAAGAUAGUUAUUAAAAGUCAGCAGGUCUGAGAGAGAAUGAAUCAUUGUGUCUUGUCAAACACAGUAAGAAGCUGAAGCACAGACGCGAAGAGUAGAUGUUCAUUAGAUUAUGAUGUCACUCUUUUUGUCUUCAUAUACAUUCAUACUGUGUUUAUGAUGCAGAUUUUCUUCUUUUAUAAUAACACAUUUUAUUUUCUAUAAUCAAAGACAGACUAGUUCGGAAUUCUCAGAAACUCACUGUGAAGUUAUCGCCCCAUCUCUGUCCAGCCCCUCCCAUCUAACAGACCUGGACAUGAGCGGAAACACCCUGCAGGAUUCAGCAGUGAAGCUUCUGUGUGCUGGACUGGAGAAUCCAAACUGUCGACUGGAAACUCUAAGAUUGGUGAGCUGUGGUCUAUCAGAGAUCAGCUGUGAUUAUCUGGCAGCAGCACUAAAGUCCAACCCCUCCCAUCUGAGAGAGCUGGACCUGAGGUUGAACAACAAGCUGCAGGAUUCAAGAGUGAAGCAGCUGUGUGGUUUUCUGGAGAGUCCAGGAUGUGGACUUGAAACUCUGAGAUUGGGGAGUUGUGGUUUGUCAAAUAUCAGCUGUGAUUAUCUGGCAGCAGCACUGAAGUCCAACCCCUCCCAUCUGAGAGAGCUGGACCUGAGUAACAACAGCCUGCAAGAUUCAGGAGUGGAACAGCUGUGUGGUUUUCUGGAGAGUCCAGGAUGUGGACUUGAAACUCUGAGAUUGAAGGACUGUGGUUUGUCAGAGAUCAGCUGUGAUUAUCUGGCAGCAGCACUGAAGUCCAACCCCUCCCAUCUGAGAGAGCUGGACCUGAGUGGAAACUACAACUUGCAGGAACCAGAUGUGAAGCAGCUGUGUGAGCUUAAGGAGAGUCCAGACUGCAGACUGGAGGUGCUGUGGUGGAGGUCAUGGUAAACAGGAUGGUGUGUGUGCUGAGAGAGGAUGAGCUGUGUCCUGGUGAUCUAUUGAGGUUGAAGCAGCAGUGUAGAGACGCUCUGACUGGGCCAUGUUACUGUGAGGUGGAGAGGAAAGCUUCAUCCAGCAGUGACUAACAGAGGAAUGUAAAGAAGUGCAGAUGACUGCCAGUGCUGCAGACUGAUGUGUGUAUCUUUUUUGUGGUGAAUUUCCGCAAAGUGGUUGGCUCGCCGUCUGUCACGACCAUAAUCUCAUCCAAAAUUUUCUGAAAUAUUUUGACCCUUACGAGCUUCAGCAACGAAGCAAAAAUCACCUAAUGCAACACACGUAUGUAAGUCCUGGACCAAAUUCCAUGCGGCAUGUUGACUCCUAUAACAAACUGAAGCCUUUUGGAAUCUGUAUAAAUGGAGCCAUUGAUGGCUUUUUGAGAGUUUUGAUUUGGCUUCAUGCCUAUUCAACAAACAGUGAUGCCAAAAUCAACACACAUGCACACACACAAUGACUGAUUAAAAGAAUAUAAGCAUGGUCACAUAACCCAAUGCCAUUCAGACACGUAAACAAUAUGAGCUGCUUGUCCAAAAAACAUCCAGAAAAGCAGUCAUUGUCUUUUAGUUCCUGGAGACGAUUUUUCCAGUGCUGAGCAUGAUGUUGUCUCAGAGAGGCUAACCAGCCUUCAAUACACUGAGUCUGAUUGCUGGACCCAGUAAUAAGAAUUACAGAGAAAGAGACACAGAGCGAGAAAAAAAAGUUUGCUUUAACACCCACCAUGCACAUAAACCAUGCUCAUUAUCAUUGUGUUCAGGAUAUGAAAAAAUGUAUAUUUCAUGCAUGCAUAUUAGGCAGUAUAAAAGCAUAAUGCCUAAAACAAUUCAUGUUCAACAAUUGCUUUAAAUUUUCCACAAUAUCAUGCAUCUACCACUGUUCUUGUUGUUGAGUAUUUUUGAUAAACUCCUCGACAGUCUUUGUGGAUGUUCAUGUUUUACAAACUGUCUGUGAGAAGCUGGAGACGUUUCUGCUCCACAUCCACUGAGCAGCUGCUCACUUUUGUUCUAGCCAGGAGCCCACAUACAGAGGUCCUAAGGACACCAACACAGACAUUAAAAAAAAAGAAAGAAAAAAAGACGUUGUUACGUGUUGCAAAAUAAACCUUUAGUGGACCAAAAUUGGAAGUCCAAAUGAACUUUUGAAAGAUGUUACUCCGACGUGACUUUGCGCAGUGCGAGUGACAUGUAAACAUAACGAUGUAUCAAUUGCAGAGCACUCAUAUGAGGUCCGAUGUCACAUACACACUCCUAACUAACAAAGCUCUAUCAGACUGAUUUGAGACUUAUGCUGCCGCCCGUUAUAACCGGGCGUCAGCACGUCAAAAUUUUCCAAACUACUGAUGUUUUUUGCCUUUUUGGUGGCUCCAUAAUCUGCCUCCAACGGCCAUGCACACUUGUGAAGUUCCUAAAAUCACCUCCGAUCUAGAUCUGAGUCUUUUCAACAGCUCAAAUCACAUAAUGAGGCAGUGACAUCAUUUCAAAGAAACAAGGCCUCAUUUGUCUUUGGUCUAUGGGUCUCUUUGGGCCUCAACACAGGCUUCAUUUGGACACGCCCCCUGUGCUAAACACAGAAGAUACAUUUCAUCAUUACAUUAAUGCCACAUGGAAAGCAUUAGCUGAAGUUAAUAUAAUAUACUAUGAUGUAUGUACUUUGUACCUGUGAAUCCAAGUAGUUGUGGUAUUGCAUGUGUUGGAUGCACAUUUGCUUUUACUGGCUU
Molecule: messenger RNA, 3109 nt
Organism: Haplochromis burtoni (Burton's mouthbrooder)
Lineage: Eukaryota; Metazoa; Chordata; Actinopteri; Cichliformes; Cichlidae
Product: ribonuclease inhibitor-like
Exons: 5
Coding region: 718-1347 (209 amino acids)
Molecular function (GO): protein binding
Source: RefSeq, a predicted model, not a curated record